AUGGUCAAGGAUAAGAAACUUUACGACUUGCUUGGGGUGGAUCCUAGUGCAAGCGAAGCAGAGAUUAAAAAAGGAUAUAGAAAACAAGCUUUAAAAUUUCAUCCUGAUAAACCAACUGGUGAUACCGAAAAAUUCAAAGAAAUCUCAGAAGCUUUUGAUAUAUUGUCCAAUGCAGACAAGAGAGAAGUUUACGACAACUAUGGUUUAGAUGCAGCCAGAGGUAAUGCUCCUGCAGAGGAUGCAAGCAAUCCAUUUGGUGGAGCUGGAGGUGCCAGUGGUUUCUCUGGAUUUGGUGGUGGAAGAGGCGGGGCUGGUGGGUUCCGUAGUAGUGGUGGAUUCUCACAAGCUGAUGCGUUCAAUAUCUUUUCGCAAAUGGGUGGCUUUGGUAUGGGUGAUGAUGGAUUUACAUUUAGUCUGAGCGGUGGGGGUGGUGGUUUUGGUGGAGCUGGUGGUAGUCCAUUUGGCGGUGCAGGUGGUUUCAGAUCAAGCGGUAUGCCAGGUGGAUUUGGUGGUGCUGGCGGUGCUGGAGCACAACGUCAAAGACCUGAACCAAGCACGGUAUCUAUUCCAUUACCAGUGGCAUUGGAAGACUUGUACAAUGGUGCAACAAAGAAAAUGAAGAUUACAAGAAAAGACCAGAGCGGAACCAGGGAGCAGAAGGUAUUGGAGGUGAAUAUCAAGCCUGGAUGGAAGUCAGGAACUAAGGUCAAUUUUGCCAACGAGGGUGAUUACCAACCUGAAUGUGGUGCUAGACAAACUAUACAGUUUGUUAUUGAAGAGAAACCAAACCCAGUAUACAAGAGAGAUGGAAAUAAUAUCAAGAUGAAUGUGCAUUUGACAUUUAAAGAGUCUCUUUGUGGAUUUGAUAAGGAUGUCACAACAAUUGAUGGUAGAAGAAUCUCGUUGAAUAGGUCUAAUCCUGUGCAACCAAACACAACAACGACAUACCCUGGAUUAGGUAUGCCCAUCAGCAAGACACCAGGGCAGCGAGGUGACUUGGAAAUCACUUAUAAGGUUGAUUAUCCAACGUACUUGACACCGACUCAAAAACAAGCUAUACAAGACAACUUCUGA
Molecule: messenger RNA, 1074 nt
Organism: Lodderomyces elongisporus
Lineage: Eukaryota; Fungi; Ascomycota; Pichiomycetes; Serinales; Debaryomycetaceae
Gene: SIS1
Product: type II HSP40 co-chaperone
Exons: 1
Coding region: 1-1074 (357 amino acids)
Biological process (GO): translational initiation
Cellular component (GO): cytosol
Molecular function (GO): protein-folding chaperone binding
Source: RefSeq, a predicted model, not a curated record